AUGGGGCAGGAAGCACCGAAGACGGAAAUGCGAGGAAUGCCGCAGGCGUAUUCCCAGCAGGACUUGCUCCAGAUCCAGCGCAAACCAACUUGGGCAAAAGCUUUUGUAAGAAAUUCCAGCAACCAAGUGCCCCUCGUUGAUAUCAACUGGAUUGCCAGCUUAGGGGAUGCGUUGGCGUAG
Phytophthora infestans T30-4 is the source of this 180-nucleotide messenger RNA. RefSeq lists its product as uncharacterized. Lineage: Eukaryota; Oomycota; Peronosporomycetes; Peronosporales; Peronosporaceae. Bases 1 to 180 code for a protein of 59 amino acids. The record is from RefSeq and is a predicted model, not a curated record. The transcript has 2 exons.